Molecule: messenger RNA, 2449 nt
Organism: Labeo rohita (rohu)
Lineage: Eukaryota; Metazoa; Chordata; Actinopteri; Cypriniformes; Cyprinidae
Product: taste receptor type 1 member 1-like
Exons: 8
Coding region: 146-2449 (767 amino acids)
Biological process (GO): G protein-coupled receptor signaling pathway
Cellular component (GO): membrane
Molecular function (GO): G protein-coupled receptor activity
Source: RefSeq, a predicted model, not a curated record
UGCUCAACAUCUGAAUUCAGCUUGGGAGGGAGAUUACUUAUUGGGUGGCCUUUUUGCUUUACAUGACAUUGACCUUGUGACACCUGUUUUCACCCCGGAGACCACUGAAUGUUUCUGGCACAUUUCCUCAAAAUCUGGCUAUAAGAUGUUGCAAGUAAUGAGGUUUGCUGUAGAGGAGAUUAAUAAUUCCACCACUCUUCUGCCCAAUGUUUCUCUGGGCUAUGAAAUUUUUGACCAUUGUUCUAACACAAGGAAUUUUCAUUCAGUCUUAAGAUUUAUCUCAAAGAAUGGAUCAAUAAGACCUAAAGAAAAAUUAAACAACUAUCAGCCUAAAGUGAUUGCUUUAACAGGGCCAUAUGGAAGCACAAGAACUAUUACUAUUGCACCACUGAUCACAAUGGACCUUAUACCAAUGGUGAAUUAUGGAGCUGCUAGCUAUGCAUUAAGCAAUAAACUUCAUUAUCCUUCUUUUGUAAGAACAAUUCCUAGCAACAAAGACCUGAUAGAGAUGAUUAUUCACAUCAUACGAUGGUUUGGAUGGAACUGGGUUGCCUUUCUUGGUAGUGAAGAUGAUUACAGUUCAGAUGGACUAAAACUGUUUAACAAGUAUAUAAACAAUACUGGCAUUUGUUUGGCCUAUCAAGAGCGUCUGAGCCUAAAUGCAAACUACAGUCUAGCACUUAAAAAGAUUGAUAAGCUCAACAUCAAUGUCAUUGUAGUUUUUGCUUUGACACAAUAUGCAAGCAAAAUUAUCAAAGCAGCCAUAGCGAGCAACAUCCAAGACAAAGUAUGGAUUGCAAGUCCAGCAUGGUCUAUGAAUCAACAGAUUCCAAGGGAGCCAGGAAUUGAGAAAAUUGGCACAAUCAUUGGCAUUGCAGAGAGACUGUUGUCAUUGCCAGGAUUUGAUGAAUUCAUCUAUAAAGCCAGAGGAGCACUUGAUGCUGGUCAUAAUGAUAGAGCUGAGAGUGACAUUCAGAGUAAGAGUGAGACAUGUAAUCAGUGUUGUGAUUACUGUUCAUUGCUGACCACAGAGGACAUUAUAAAUGAGAGUCCCACACACUCCUUUGCCAUCUAUGCUGCCAUAUAUACCAUAGCUCAUGCCUUACAUAAGGUUCUGCAGUGUGACAUGAAUGGAUGCCCCAAAAAUACAAUGGCCAAGCCAUACAUGCUUCUGGAAGAGAUAAAAAAGUUGGAUUUUCCACUCAAUGGUCGUCAGGUGAAAUUCGAUGAUAAUUAUGAUCCAACUAUCAGUUAUGCAGUUGUGCUGUGGCACACUGAUGUGAAUCCUCCACAGUUUGAGAUGGUGGGAACAUAUGAUACAAAUCCAGAAAUUACCCUUACCAUCAACAACUCUCUCAUGCCCUGGCGUAACAAAUCUGUUCCUUUCUCAAACUGCUCUGUUGAGUGUAAGGCGGGAUAUUCAAGGCAGCCUGAAGGUUUUCAUAGUUGCUGUUUUACGUGUAAAAAAUGUCCACGUAACAGCUAUGUAGAUUUUUCUUGGGACCCCUAUAACUGUUUUCCAUGUGCAGAGAGUGAAUGGUCUGAUGAGGGCAGCACAACAUGUAAGACACGCUCUGUUGUCUAUCCUCAGUUCACAGAAAUCCCCUCCAUCAUUGUCAUGGUUUCUGCUGCAUGCCUAAUUAUUCUCCUUAUUGCUGUAUUUUGCCUCUUUGCCUACAAUUAUGAUACACCGGUGGUAAAGUCUGCUGGUGGCAGCAUGUGUCUCCUUAUGUUGACCGGUUUGAUUUUGUCUAGCAUAAGUGCGUUCUUUUUCUUUGGAAAACCCACAUUUGUAUUUUGCCUCCUGAGAAAUGCCAUAUUUGUAUUUUUCUUCACUGUUUGUAUUUCCUGUUUGACUGUCCGUUCCUUUCAAAUUAUUUGUGUUUUUAAAAUGGCUACUCAGUUCCCUAAAGUGCACAGCCUUUGGGUUAAACACAAUGUGGCAGGUCUGGACCAUGGAUCAAUAUCAGACCUGAACCAUAAAGCAAAGAAAGACUGUGGAGCAGUGGUGGACCUGAAUCAUAUCAGAGGCGACCCCCAUGAAGGGUCAUGUGGCUAUGGUGUAGCCAGUGGAGAUGGAAACCCCAAAGGUGGAGCUGGCACAGAGUUUGUGAACAGCCUCCGUGACCAUGACAUGGGCAAUAGAUGCAACAUGAACAGACUUUGUGGUCAUAGAGCUGUAGUGGUUGCUGCCACCUUUGGAGGUGCUGUAGCAGUUGCCGCUGCUUCAGGAGGAAUUGUAGCCAUAGACAGAGGAAUGACCUCUGAACUUGGACUUGGGAUGACCAGACUUGGAAGCACUGAGACUCCCGGGCUAAAAAGCAUUGGAUCUUUUUUCCUUGACCUUCCUGUCCCCUCACAUAGACCUCAGAUGUGGAUCCAUCACACUGGGUGCCAGUCUUGUCUGGCCCAAGAUAGAUCCAGUGUGCAUGAUGGGAGGAAACUCUGA